UUUUCUUCAGUCGGUGGCGCAAUCUUUCCCGGCAAUCUUGUACAUCGUGUGUCUAAUUAUAGUAGCAAUGUCUUACGGCGCCAUUUUUGUCUUCAUACGUAAACGUGGAAGAAGAUUGGCCGCCGGUGAAAGGCCACAUCAAGGAGCAAACAUCAUUAGCGGGAGAUGCCAAGACAAUAAUCAGCCAGUUUUCCCUCAAAGCCCAAGAUCGCCUGGAACUCCAAUUGGUGGCUGUACCUCCCAUCAGCCACACCAGUCGAUACCUAUUGUACCAUCUAGCAGUCCACAGCAUUUGGUAGUACUUGGCAGCCAUCAGAGUAUUCCAUUCGUUGGUGCAGCGCGGAGUCAAUCCCAGACAGACAAGGCGGCCAACAGUAAACUUACCAAUCAACUAUUUACUGUAACCAGUAGUAGGCUACCGCGUCCAGCAGGUGAAGAGGAGACACCUGCCGGCUGCAGUUGGGAGCUUGUGUCAUCAGAGCAUCUGCCAGCAACUCCACUUGGCGCUGUUCAGUCCAGUCCACUUGAAACUCACCAGCCUUCUGCGGAUAUCAGCAGGCUUGGACGUCAUUCUGCGAUUCAACUGGCACCCGUGCUUAGCAACACAAGAGUCAGUCCCACAUGGGAAAUGUUGCAGCCUCCUACACAUUCAAGCAGAGACAGCGAUGGCAUCUCCCCAUCAUCCACGGAAAGAUUUCGAGACGGCAACCAAGGACUGAGACGCCGGCAGGCUGCUACUCAGUCCCGCAUCACGAAGAUGCUCUUCAUCGCUACAUUUAUCUUCUUCAUUCUCUGGUUCCCCUGGGUUUACCUAAGGUUCUACGCACUGGGAAGUCUCCAGAAGGACUUCAAGAAGUCUUCCCACCAUGCCAACUUGGUGGCUGCUUUGAUAGUCCUGAAAGACAUCGCUUAUCUCAACAGCGUGAUCAACGCCUUCAUCUAUGGAAUGGCUAACAAGCGUUUCCGCGCAGAAUGCAAACAACUUCUGCAGAAUGUCCGUCAACGAUUUUCUUAACCACAUCAUGCCUGCAAUUAUCGCUCAUCAAAACUCAAAACAAGGUCACGGUUCAAUACUUUAAAAAUCCGGAUAACUGAUCAUUUGAUCUGACAAUUUUCGACUAUGCUUUGAAUCUAAAUCUACUGGUGUGCCACAGUGUGUGAUGUAUACGUUCAGCUUUGCAUAGAAUGGUAUAGUACUUUGACGGACUGUUUAUUGAAUUAAAAAAAAAAUGGCAAGA
This is a messenger RNA of Acanthaster planci (crown-of-thorns starfish), 1238 nucleotides long. RefSeq lists its product as uncharacterized. NCBI's taxonomy places the organism in Eukaryota, Metazoa, Echinodermata, Asteroidea, Valvatida, Acanthasteridae. Gene Ontology annotation, molecular function: G protein-coupled receptor activity. Gene Ontology annotation, biological process: G protein-coupled receptor signaling pathway. Gene Ontology annotation, cellular component: membrane. The record is from RefSeq and is a predicted model, not a curated record.